ACCUUAGCUCUCUAGCAUCGGAAAUCGAUAUUUAAAAUAUAUAUAAUCUUUUCCUUUUCCUUUCUUUUGCUGCGGUGGAUGGAACAGCACGUUAGGUUGCUAAUUUUCUGUAUUCCUUUUGAGUAAAUCAAUAUGCCACGAGAAAUUAAAGAGGUCAAAGACUUUCUUAACAAAGCACGUCGUUCAGAUGCACGCGCUGUUAAAAUUAAAAAGAACUUGACCAACACUAAAUUUAAAAUCCGCUGUUCACGGUUUCUUUAUACCCUCGUCGUGCAGGAUAAGGAAAAAGCUGACAAAAUCAAGCAGUCUCUUCCCCCAGGAUUACAAGUAAAAGAGGUGAAAUGAACGACCACAAUAAAUUAAGUGUCGUUUUUACCAGCUUUACUGCUUAGAUUGGAAGUUUGGCCCGCUGAAAUUUGUGUUUUCUUAUAAACUAAAAUAAAGUGAUGAUGCCAAAUUAAGAAACAAA
This is a messenger RNA of Drosophila ficusphila, 469 nucleotides long. RefSeq names its product 60S ribosomal protein L38 (gene RpL38). Gene Ontology annotation, molecular function: structural constituent of ribosome. The record is from RefSeq and is a predicted model, not a curated record. The transcript has 2 exons. Gene Ontology annotation, biological process: translation; protein-RNA complex assembly. NCBI's taxonomy places the organism in Eukaryota, Metazoa, Arthropoda, Insecta, Diptera, Drosophilidae. Gene Ontology annotation, cellular component: cytosolic large ribosomal subunit; ribosome. Bases 133 to 345 code for a protein of 70 amino acids.